GAAAUGGAAAUCAUUCCUGAAGGCAGACACUUCCGUUUGGUGCAAGAAUCAGAGCUUCCCGAAAUAUUGAAGUAUUUAGAACGCUUUCUGCCGGAAUCACUAAAGUUUCAUCAAACAAUACGAACGUACCUGAAUGAUCGUGUUUGGGAUUUUAAAUUUUAUGUAUCGAAAGAUUGGCCAGAGAAACCCAUUAUCUUACAUUUUCCAGGAUGCACGCUAACGCCCGAAAACAAUAUUUAUCGCAGCUUUGGCAUAUUCUGCCCCUCAGAACAGAUCGAACAUGUCGAUCUAAUGGAAACCGAAGACAUUCUAAUCGAUUGGUCACUACCACUGUACCUGAAUUUUACGCACAUUGCUAUUAUGAAUCGCCUGGAUGAUUUCUAUAAGAAAAAGGGAAUCAUGGAGCGGCUGGAAGGUGACAUUUAUGUGUGCAAUAAACUCAAUACGGACUUGCAAUUGGAAGAGCUGCCCGACGAUGCUGAAAUGCGUCCACUGAAAGUGGAGGAUGUCGAGCACAUACACGAUCUCUAUCCGGCCAAUGAAAUUGAAUGUGUCGAUGUUUUUAAUAUUUUGGUACGAGUACUGCCCGGUUUGGGUGUCUUUCGUAAGGAUACGAAUGAAUUGGCCGCAUGGAUGGUACAUUCAUAUUAUGGUGCUAUGUUUUCCAUGCAAACACGUCCAAACUAUAGAAGAUUGGGUUAUGGCAUUCGUUUGGCUACAGCUUUAACCAAAAAAGUUAUUGAACGAGGCUAUAAACCAUUCGUUGUGAUACGUCCACAAAACGAUGCUUCUCGUAAUCUGUAUACUAAGUUAGGUUUUGAAAAAGUUUAUGAAACGUGCCGAGUCAAAAUGACACCGAAUCCUAUACAUACAAACGGUGGUCCUGAGCCCUCGGCUCCCGAACUAGAAGCCGAGUCGGAGAAUAAACCAAUAGAUGAAGGCAUUGAAGAUAUGCUGGCUGAAAAGUGUGAUAUUAAAGCUGCUGAUGAAGCUUCGGGCGAUGAUAAAAAGCCUACAGCAGCCGAUGAGGGUAUCGGUGAAGAUAAGUAAAUCUAUAGUUAGGUAUUAUAUA
This is a messenger RNA of Musca vetustissima, 1072 nucleotides long. RefSeq lists its product as uncharacterized. The record is from RefSeq and is a predicted model, not a curated record. The transcript has 4 exons. The coding region runs from base 4 to 1050 and encodes 348 amino acids. Lineage: Eukaryota; Metazoa; Arthropoda; Insecta; Diptera; Muscidae. Gene Ontology annotation, molecular function: acyltransferase activity, transferring groups other than amino-acyl groups.